AUGGAGUUCUGGUCAGUCACAGUCGGCUAUCUUAUCUUAACGCUUUGCUCAGCUAUAAGCCCAAUUACAGCAAAACCCUCGGUGCCUCAACAGCAUGAAUUGUUGGUGGAUUAUCAAAAAUUGCUAAAGGAUAUUUACAAGGAGCGAGAAUAUGAUACCAUUUUGUUGCUACAUGGCAAUGCUACCGAAAACUUAAGCCUACAGCCAUUUCUUCAAUAUCCCAUGCCUAAGUUGGUGCUUCAAGCCACUUCAAAGGCCUUUUGUUAUAAGGAUUUGUUCAAUUCCGAAAUAUUGGUGGUCUUUCUGAUGUCCCAUGAACUAGAUUGGCAGCUGGUACAUAAUGCUGCCACCGUACUGGAUUAUAUGCGUCAAAGCCGGAUACUAGCAAUUGGAGUGAAUAUCAGCGACCAGGAUAAUUUCAAAAAAGAGUUGUUGUCUUUAAGCCAUUUGCAUAAAAUGACAAAUGUUUUUUUGCUAAUAACCAACCAAAAGGAAGCUUCCAGUUUCAUGUUGAAACCCUAUCCGGAAUAUCAUUGGCUGAGUAGGCUUAACAUCCACUCACCGUAUUUUAUGGAGCAAUGGCGUAAUUUCCACAACAAAUCUGUGGUCACCUUUAUUGAGCAGACUCCCACUCGUUCCCUGGUCUUCUAUGAUGCCAAAGGAGAGGUGAAAAUGAGCGGUUAUGUGGCCAAGAUUUUGCUGCUCUUUGUGGAGCGUUUCAAUGGCACCCUGAAAAUGUUUUACACCUUGACGGUGGGCAAUAAGACUCAUUACACUGUGGUCAAUCGCAUGGUCACCGAUAAUCUUCUGGACAUACCCAUGGCCCUGGCUCCCGCCUUUAGUGUGGGUUGGCGAAAUGUCUCUGAUACCUAUGAGCUGAACCGGGGAAGGCUGAUUGUUCCUUUGCCUCAACCUUUGGAAAUUCGGGCGAUAUAUGCAGUUCUUCUCAAUGGUUACUUCUUUGCUGUGGUGAUUAUAACAGCCUUGCUUUUGGCCUCCACUCAUUUGCUGAUAGACUUUGUACACUAUGGCCUGGGUCAAUGGUUGGACUUGAUUAUCAGCAGCAAAAUAUUUCCCGGAGUCUUGGGUCAAUCCUUUUCGGUGAGAACGAAUCCUGUCCUAGGUCUACGAAUGGUCUAUUUCAUGCUGGGAUUUGCUGGACUCUAUAUCAGCACCAUGUUUUCGGCCAAUGUCAGCAAGCUUUUCAUCACCCCCUCAUACCCGGGGCAACUUCACAGUUUUAUGGAUUUGCUGCAUUCACCCUAUAAGUUGCUGCUACCCCAGCCUGACUAUGAGGAGCUCAAGCCUUGGUUAUCGCCCAUACGCCGAGCCAUUAUAGCCUCCCCCAAUAUAUCAUAUGUUAUAGCCAAUCGCAAUAUACUCAACACCACCUAUUGCUAUGCUGCCACCUCGGCGUCCUUUGAUCUGCUGUGGCAGCAACAAAAACAUUUUACUGGCCAAACCUAUUAUGCCCCCGAAAAUAUGAUCCUUUACAGCACCAUGCCUUCGGCUUUUGUUCUGCAAUACAAUUCGCCCUUUAAGGAGCCUCUUAACUACCUCAUACAUCAGGUACGCUCGGUGGGUUUGAUUGAAGCUUGGCAGAAUCGCUUAUUUUGGGAUAUGGUGAGAAUUAAGGAGGUCUCCGUUAAGGCCAAGCAUACCGAAAGUGGUGCCAAGAUUCUCAAAAGUUUGAAUUUUUCAACGCUGCACAAAAACAGCUCAACACGACCUUUAGAUGCUGUCCUGCCCGAAGAAAGAGAGCCACUAGGUCUCGACCACAGAUUAUCAGUAACUCAAGGAGGAGACGACAUCUAUAUGUGCACAAAGAUGGUUACAGCAACUGAUACCACAAAAGCACCAACCAUGCAGCAAGGGCACAAACCAUAUAAAAUUUAA
Messenger RNA from Stomoxys calcitrans (stable fly), 1896 nucleotides. RefSeq lists its product as uncharacterized. The record is from RefSeq and is a predicted model, not a curated record. NCBI's taxonomy places the organism in Eukaryota, Metazoa, Arthropoda, Insecta, Diptera, Muscidae. Bases 1 to 1896 code for a protein of 631 amino acids. The transcript is spliced from 3 exons.